AUGGGGUGGGACCAUAUAUAUUGUGUGUCUGAUGGGAGACAUGAUCAGAUCAGGAAUGAAGCACAUGUGGUGAAGUUUGGGAUUAUUAGACCAAGCAUUGACUUAGUCAUGACCUGCAACACAAAAGUCUUCCAGGAAAACAAACAGUGGCGCAAAGUUCUUUAUGAACAACAAAGAGUUCCUGACAAUUAUGUUGACAGGUCCUUCUUGGAGGCUAUGAAAACCAAUGUGAAUGUCCCUGAUGUGAAGCUCAUUGAAGCUGUGGGAGGGGCUUGUCGUGUUGUACAAGAACUGUGCAGAGUUUGCAUCUUUGCAAUCAUAUUUUGGCUCCUCAAUGAAGAGAUGCUGAGUCCAAUCAUCCUUCUGGUUGUGAGUGGAGUAUUGUCUGCAGUUGCGUAUGCAUACUAUCGUUCAUUCCUUGGCUACGAAAGAGGAGUGAAAGAUGACAUGCAGAGUGUUGGGAUCUUCUUGGCAUUUGGAUAUUCAUUCUCUCCAAUUCUCCAGACCCUGACUGCAACCAUCAGCACUGACACCAUUUUCACUACAUCAUCCAUCAUGCUCCUCAUUCAUCUCAUCUUUCAUCAUUAUGGAGCUGAUGCUGCUAUUGUCAGUCAAGCAUUGUCACUAAAUGCUGCCAUGUUUGCUAGCAUCUGCCUAGCAUCACGGCUCCCAUCCACUCUUCAUAGCUUCAGUCAUAUGACACUGGCUGUCCAACUCUUUGCCCUCUUUCCUCUCUUCUGCCAGAGAUUAUGGAAUGUGGGAACAUGGGAGCAAGAAAUCAAAGUGACAGCUGUAAUCAGCCUCAUUACUUUUAUUGCAUUAUGGUCACUUGACUGGGUGUAUGCAAUGAUAUUCUUUGGCACAGUUGUCUUCCUCUGUGGACUCUGUCCAUAUUGGUUUGUCUCAUGGCAGAAACUGAAAGAGAACAUCUAUGGCCCAUGGGAUGAAGCCAUCAUCAAUAGCUGAAUCAAAUUGUUCAUCUGACCCUUUUUUCAUAUGUUCUUCCCUGUGAUACUUUUCUCUUGACCUGUGAAGUCCCUAAACAUAAUUGAAUGUUGCAGUUAACACAAAAAAUUUUAUGUAGACAUGAUGCCAAAUAUAUUCCUAAUUUUUUCAUGAUA
Molecule: messenger RNA, 1121 nt
Organism: Darwinula stevensoni
Lineage: Eukaryota; Metazoa; Arthropoda; Ostracoda; Podocopida; Darwinulidae
Source: the annotation of a GenBank genome assembly